Molecule: messenger RNA, 561 nt
Organism: Colletotrichum spaethianum
Lineage: Eukaryota; Fungi; Ascomycota; Sordariomycetes; Glomerellales; Glomerellaceae
Product: putative methyltransferase tdiE
Exons: 1
Coding region: 1-561 (186 amino acids)
Source: RefSeq, a predicted model, not a curated record
AUGAUGAUGACUGGUGCCUUUAAAGAUUGGCAGAAUUUCCACCAGCAAGCCUUCGAGUCUGUCAUUCCAAUCCCAUCGUUUGCGCACUCUUUCAUAACUGACACAGUCGACAGCAACCUCAAUUCGGGAGGGUGGCUUGAGAUCCAGGAUAUUGACUUCCCCAUGAGGUGCGAAGACGGAACGAUACCGCCAGACUGCGAUCUCGGCAGGUGGAAUGAGCUGAUGAUGGAAGCCGGAAGGAGAUCUGGCUUUCUGCUGGAUACUUGCGGCAGGGCGGCGGAGAUGAUGACCAGCGUCGGCUUUGUCGACAUCGUACGCAUCCAUUUCAAGUGGCCAAUCAACCAGUGGCCGCGGGAUGUCAAGCACAAGACACUGGGGCUGUGGACCGAGGCCAACUUCAGCGUCGGACUCGAGUCCAUGACGUUGGCCCUGUUCACUCGCUUCAUGGGCUGGAGGAAAGAGGAAGUCUGGGAAUUUAGCGCGAGAGUUAUCGCAGAGUGGCGGGACAUCAGAAGGCAUGGGUAUUUUGACGUGUAUGUUACUUAUGGGAGAAAGCCAUAA